CCGAAUUAAACAGUCGAGUCAGACUGAGCUGCAGGCGAGGAGGCGAACGGAUUUAAACCACUUUUAUUUAAAUGUUGGGCAUCUCUGCUCCCUGCUCCUCGGGGGUCACCGCCGAGCGACCCGCCCCCAGCUCAGGGAUGUACAAGCUGGAGGUCGAACUCAAGAGAGGCCACAACCUGGCCGUACGGGACAGAGGAGGCAGCAGUGAUCCGUACGUCAAGUUCAAACUGGCCGGUAAAGAAGUUUUCAGGAGCAAAACCAUCCACAAAAACCUCAACCCGGUGUGGGACGAGAAGACCAGUCUGAUCGUAGAUAGUCUGAGUGAACCUCUGUAUGUAAAGGUGUUUGAUUAUGACUUCGGUCUUCAGGACGACUUCAUGGGUUCAGCUUACCUUUACCUGGAGUCUCUGGAGCAGCAGAGGACGAUACCUGUCACCCUGGUGCUGCAGGACCCUCAUCACCCUGAGCAGGACCUGGGCUCCCUGGAGUUCGCCGUCACCCUGACGCCUAAACACAGUCCCGUGGAGGAGCGGCGAGACUCCACGCAGAGGGAGGUUAAGACGUAUCGCUGGAAGCCGUAUGUGAAUAAAACUAUGCUGCUGAGGAGGUCCUGGAAACGAUCCACUAAGCAGCAGUCAUUACGUCUCUCAGAGCUGCAUCGGAAGUCGCAGCUGUGGCGAGGGAUCGUCAGCAUCGCGCUGAUCGAAGGUCGGAACCUGAUCCCCAUGGACCCCAACGGCCUGAGUGACCCCUACGCCAAGUUCAGACUGGGACACCAGAAGUACAGGAGCAAGACUGUGCCAAAGACCCUGAGUCCUCAGUGGAGGGAGCAGUUUGACCUUCACCUGUAUGAGGAGACAGGAGGAGUGUUGGAGAUCACAGUGUGGGACAGAGACACCGGGAGGAGGGACGACUUCAUCGGACGCUGCCAGCUUGACCUCUCCCCUCUGGCCAAAGAGCAGACCCAUCACCUGGAGCUGCCGCUGGAGGAGUCCCGGGGCGUGCUGGUGCUGCUGGUCACGCUGACCGCCUCGGCCCACGUCUCCAUCGCCGACCUGUCCGUCACGCCGCUGGACGACCCGCAGGAGCGCAGGGAGAUACUCAAACGAUACGGUGUGUUGAAGUCGUUCUCUAAUUUAAAAGACGUGGGCAUGGUGCAGGUGAAGGUGAUGAGAGCAGAGGGACUCAUGGCUGCUGAUGUAAAUGGUAAGAGCGAUCCUUUCUGUGUGCUGGAGCUGAACAACGACAGACUACAGACACACACUGUUUACAAGAACCUCAGUCCAGAGUGGAACAAAGCCUUCACCUUUAACUUGAAGGACGUCCACUCCGUGUUGGAGGUCACGGUGUUUGAUGAGGACAGAGACAGGAGCGCCGACUUCCUGGGAAAAGUCGCCAUCCCCUUAUUACAUAUCCGUAACGGCGAGCAGAAAGGCUACCUGUUGAAAAACAAGGAUCUGACGGGUCCGACCAAAGGAGUCAUCUACCUGGAGGUGGACGUCAUCUACAACACUGUCAAAGCCGCUCUCAGGACGGUGGUUCCUGCAGAACAGAAAUAUAUCGAGGAGGAACCAAAGGUCUCCAAACAGCUGCUGCACCAGAAUUUCAACCGCGUGAAGAGGUGCAUCAUGGUCCUGAUCAGCUACGGGACGUACAUCAACAGCUGCUUCGAAUGGGAGUCUGCGCAGAGGAGCAUCAUCUCCUUCGUGCUGUUUGUGGUGGUGGUGUGGAACUUCGAGCUCUACAUGCUGCCGCUGGCGUUGCUGCUGCUGCUGGUCUGGAACUACUUCUUCUCCUCGAGCAGGGAUACAGCCGACAUGUCGAUGGAGGCCAUGUUUGAAUGGGAGGAUGAAGAGGACGAUAAAGACGACAAGGACUCGGAGCACAAGGGCUUCAUGGAUAAACUGUACGCCAUCCAGGACGUGUUCAUCAGCGUGCAGAACGCUCUGGACGAGGUGGCGUCGUACGGAGAGAGGAUAAAGAACACCGUGAACUGGACAGUGCCUUUCCUCAGCUGGCUGGCGAUCACUGCCUUAUGUUUGGCCACGCUUCUUCUCUACCUCAUACCUCUCAGAUACCUUGUGCUGGCAUGGGGUGUGAAUAAAUUCACCAAGAAGCUCCGCGACCCGUACAUGAUCGACAACAAUGAGCUCCUUGACUUCCUGUCCAGAGUUCCCUCUGAUGUUCAAGUGAUGCAGUAUCAUGAGCUGAAGGUCGACCCAGGACAAAGCCCCAACAAACGCAAGAGGGCCAACCCGAGCUAGCCGCUCUAACAUCAGUCCUCCUCUCUGCUGGAACCCCC
Messenger RNA from Seriola dumerili (greater amberjack), 2302 nucleotides. It is a transcript of the gene mctp1b, whose product is annotated as multiple C2 and transmembrane domain-containing protein 1-like. Gene Ontology annotation, cellular component: synaptic vesicle membrane. The record is from RefSeq and is a predicted model, not a curated record. The transcript is spliced from 22 exons. Lineage: Eukaryota; Metazoa; Chordata; Actinopteri; Carangiformes; Carangidae. Gene Ontology annotation, molecular function: calcium ion binding. Bases 72 to 2264 code for a protein of 730 amino acids. Gene Ontology annotation, biological process: regulation of neurotransmitter secretion.